UCUCCCCUUCCCAUUCCCGCCCCUCCUCGCACAAUCACGCACCACCCGUCAUUUGAUGGCACCAACGAUACUAUCACCCUUCGGCGGCUUUGAAAUCUUACCAUGUCCAACAAGUUUCGUUCCUUGCAGCGAAAGAAAAACGCCCGGUCCAUAGUCUCCGAGGAUCCGUGGAAAGUCGACACACCAUUCGGACCGCCCCGAAUCCCACAUUUUCCAGGUCGAGGCAUGCGACGCCUUCGCAGUACCCUCCAGAAAUUAUCGCCCUCUGCGCGUGCUGAGCGAGAACUCCUCAGGCAAAAGAACCGGUACAAGAGCCCCUUGACUGAGAGGAAUGUCGAUGCUCUGGUCACGGAGCAGCUGUUCACCGAUGCUUGUUAUCCCGACAAACAUAGCAGAGAGUUGCAGAUCUCUGCAUGGCUAGAGCGACUGUCCUACUGAGACGCGCCAUCCUUACGUACCUCCUCCUCUUCCUGCAUCUCCUUCUGCGGGGAAUACCAUCGAACACAGACGCUUCCUUGCGCGCUUACCUUCCCGCAUCUUCUCACAUCCUUGAUUGAAUGAUCUGAGGAUCUAGUUUGUUGAACAUCUGUUCAGUCGACUGUCUCAGCACUCUGUCCGACCGGUACCCAUGAAAAUAGUUGUUCACUCGGCUUGAGAUUUGUGCUUGGCAUAACGGUUGAUCCACUCGACGACGCAGCCAUGCAUGCAGGUGUCGGCGCUAGAGGCAAGACACUUGGACAUAAUAAGCGUGCGUUUUGCUUCCUCUUGUAGAGCAAAAUAGGAAACCGUGUUUCAACAAGCAACG
Molecule: messenger RNA, 805 nt
Organism: Aspergillus vadensis CBS 113365
Lineage: Eukaryota; Fungi; Ascomycota; Eurotiomycetes; Eurotiales; Aspergillaceae
Exons: 1
Coding region: 103-438 (111 amino acids)
Source: RefSeq, a predicted model, not a curated record